UCCUCGUCCGACGACGACAUGGGACCACAGCUCCCGUCUGCGGAAGCCCCCAAGAAGAAACGCCGCAAGCUUCCGUAUGAAAAGCUCUACAUCUCUGCUCUCCCUGCCUCGGGACGAUACUCGAAGUCACUCAUGCACAAAGAGCAGUUGUCUUUUGUUACCAUGACGCCU
Molecule: messenger RNA, 171 nt
Organism: Amorphotheca resinae ATCC 22711
Lineage: Eukaryota; Fungi; Ascomycota; Leotiomycetes; Helotiales; Amorphothecaceae
Exons: 1
Source: RefSeq, a predicted model, not a curated record